Molecule: messenger RNA, 3154 nt
Organism: Tachysurus vachellii
Lineage: Eukaryota; Metazoa; Chordata; Actinopteri; Siluriformes; Bagridae
Product: interleukin-2 receptor subunit beta
Exons: 11
Coding region: 358-1959 (533 amino acids)
Biological process (GO): cytokine-mediated signaling pathway; immunoglobulin mediated immune response
Cellular component (GO): external side of plasma membrane
Molecular function (GO): protein binding; cytokine receptor activity
Source: RefSeq, a predicted model, not a curated record
CACUGUGCGUAGAGAAAUUACCUUAUGAGAAGGCUUUUCCAUGUUCCCUAUAGCAGAAUGCCCAGGAUUACGAACGAUAAUACAGUACAAAAAGAGUUACUUCAACAAUGGAACACUGUAAAUUUGGACUAUUUAGAUUUGGAAAGAGGACAUGACUACAGUGAGUGAGAAACUGAUCAGUAGUCAGAGAAGCCACACUGAGCCACAUUCAUACCAUGUGCGAGGAAGCCAUCAGCAUAAAGGCUUUAAAUCCAUCAACAUUGGAAAAUCAUCAAUCAAAAUAAUCACAGUGAUAUGAGUACCAAGAAAACGUUCCUUUAUUUCUGAAAGGUGAUUUACCUGCAGAAUACCUCCAGAAUGAAGACAAAGAUGCUGAUUGGCCAGAUCCUGAUGAUCUCGAUGAUGUCAGUUAUACCUUCAAGCAAGGGCAGUAAAAAUCUGAAAUGCUACACUGACGGCAUAACUAUCAUUAAGUGUAUCUGGAACACUUCAUCGGUGGAAGACAGAUUUCAAAUAACACCAACCACUAACUGCUCCCUGAAAAGCAGAUUCAAUGAUUACACUUCUAUUCAAACUCCCCAAAGUGACCUGGAGCCUCAGCAACAGCCGCAAUUACGUGCAGGAACUCUUACAUUUUUUAAAAAGUCUUUAACUAUGGGGCAACCAUUCCUCCCGCUAUAUGUGUGGUGUGAAAAUAUGAGUGAACCAGUGGAAACAAUUACGUUAUUUCACCCACCAAGUAAUGUUAAAUUGUAUCCUCCGACGAAGCCACUUGUAGAAGGUGCGAAUGUCACUUGGCAGUGCGGCUCUCCUAAAUCUGAAUUUGUCAGCAAAGUGGUGUAUGAGGUGCAGUGGGGUUUGCUUGAGAACAUCUGGGAGAAGAGCCAGGUGGCAUCUACAGAAGUGGAGCACUGUGAGUUACCAGAAGACAAACUAAUCUUAAGGAGGAAGUAUGUGGUCAGGGUUCGGUCUGCUCCUGCUGGUAAAUCACAAAUCUGGAGUGAUUGGAGUACGUUCACUGAGUGGAAAUCCACUGUCGGUUUACAACCUCCACCUGAAGAGCCUAUGAUACUGGGUGUCUUCAAUACUUUAACCAGCCUUGGAAUAAUUAUAGCAGUUGCAGUCAUUUUACUGGCUUUCUUCUGCUUCCAGCGUCACAAGAGGAUAAUCAAAUGUCAUUAUGUACCCACGCCUGCAAAAUAUUUUGGAGAGCUUUUCACAGACCACGGCGGUGAAUUUAAGUCAUGGCUCGGUCCUACUGUGAUUGAUCUGUGUAUCAAGACUGAUUCAGAGUGCAUCUCACCUGUGACAAUCUACAAAGUCUGCAACACUGAUAUGCUAUCCAAUAAGAUGGAACAAGAUGGCAAAAUAAAGGAUGGCAACUCCUCCAGUUUCUCCAACUCCAUUUAUUUCCUGUCCCAGAGCUCAAAAAGCGGCAUAGAAGAUCAGCUGGAGCCAUGUUCGGUAGAUUGUCCGUAUGGACCGGAAGGAGGUGGCACUGUACAAGAGAAUCUGCCAGCCACUCAUGAUAAUGGCAAUGAGACUGAAUUGAAUGAGAUCACCAUGAGCUCCCCUUUGGAAACAUCCUCCACCUACAAGCAGCUGCAGAAGCUGCGGUUGGAAAUCCAGAGCCCGGACUCAGGGUUCGCUGGCAGCUCUGGUGAACAAGAAAGCCAGGAGGAGUCUGGAAGUGAAGGACUACCCAGCCCACCCGUGGUGGACAACAAUCUGCCCAUUAGCUGCAACAUACUGUGCCCAGUGCCCCAGCUGAUAGGAGUCCCUCAUUUUGGAAUCCCACCUGGCCUGACAUGGAACCCUUGGAAUAACCAAACCUUCCCAAGCCUGUCUCCAGAGAUCUCCAAAAACAUUUUGUUGGGAAAUUGUGGCAUCAUGGAUUGCUCUGGGAUACUGGAGCCCUCUAGUGAUGACUAUAUGCCUGUUAAGAAGGUUCAAGGUUGAUUAGGUGGUGCAAGUAAUCUCAAAACCCAGCAAAGAUAACAGGGACUCAGGGAACUGUGAUGAAAAAACAUUUUAUAAACUUAUAAAUGCAUAUUAUGUCAAGUAACGCAUAACUGUAUGGUAAUUCUAAUGAUGAGCAAUGUUCUCAGAUUUCUGUAAUGCUGCAGGAACAGUACCUUACCUACUGGUGACCUGUUUAAGAUCAGACCUACCUUCAGAGGAAAUAUUUGCUGAAAUAUCAAAUCCAUAAAGCCAAAGUCUCUGCAAUAACAGUACACCAUCACAUCAUCAAAACAGAGAAGAGCACUAAACGUAUAAUUCUUAGAAGUGUCACAAUUUGACCGUAUGAAUGGUGUCCCAGGUUGUCAAACAUUCACAGAAAGUCACACCUUGUCUCAAAACAUACUGAAACGUUACAUCACUUUGCAUACUGAACAUCACUUUGGUUUGACAUUUAUUUUGAGUGAGAAAGUCAUAUACUAUUUGUUAGCUAUAUUAGCUGUGUCACAUCAGUGUAAAACUAAUGCUGAAAACACUGGACACCAGUAUCUUGGCUGGCAGCCCCUUGUUUACUACAGCGGCUUGUCCAGGAGGCGAAACAAAGAGAUGUGGAUCAGCUAUAUCCAUCUCAGUACAAUUGAUGUAUCUAAAUGAAGCUGUUAUAUAGCAACAAUAUUACACUUUACUUGUUGAUAUACUGUAAAUUAUUUACAGUAGUGUUAAUGGCAACUACUAUUUUCAAGGUCAUUAUAUUUGUAAUGAAGUUCUUGCUGAACUGGAAUUUAACAGUAUUUUUUUUUUUUAUGCGUAAAUUGUCAUAACUUUUGUAUAUUUACUUGUUAUUGCCUAUAUAGGUCUUACAAGAGUAAUGUCAUGUCAAUGCUUAUGUCAUUGUGGGACCCUAAACACCGACAGCCUUAAUGUUUAAUGAAAAGUCACUCACACUUUCCAUCACCUAAAUAUCACUGCCAAUGCUUAUUCAGUCUGUCUUUUAAAUGAGCUUCAGUAUUAAGGGACUCUAAAGAAAUUGCAUAUAUGUGAUUGCAUAUAUGUGUGUGACAUAGACAUUUGUGUCUAUUGUAUAUUGUGAUGCGUGAUAUGUGUACAUGUAUGUAUUUAUGCUGCGCUGCUAUGCAACCAUAAUAUCAUGAAAUUUGAAUUGUUUAUGAAGACUAUAAAGAGGUAUUUUUCUAAA